AUGGGUGGAGUUGUUCGGCAGGCUCUUGAAAAAUUAUGUGUUGUAAUAACGAUCGUUCUUAUUUACGAGAACGCACUGGUUUUUUAUCAGCAUCUUUUUCCGUAUUGGUGGUCUCAUGGAUUUUAUAGACAAUUUUUCUUUAAUUUAAUCGUUGGACAUUGGCUAGUGAUUAAUACAGUUAUGCAUUAUUACUUCGGAAUUACAAAAUCUCCGGGUUUUGUUGCUGAUUUAAAAAUAGACAAAUCAACUCAAGACGCAUUAGGUUAUACGAAAUGUUUGAAAUGUGGUGUGAUGAAACCGCCGCGAGCACAUCAUUGUAAAGUUUGUCAAAAAUGUGUUGUUCGUUAUGAUCAUCAUUGCCCGUGGAUUAACAAUUGCGUUGGAUAUAAAAAUCAUGUACAUUUUCUUUUAUUUUGUGUUUAUAUGGCGAUGAUUGCAGCUUAUGCUACUAUUGUUGGACAACAAGAAUUUCAACUAGUAAUGUUUCAUGAUCAGAUACUUUUCCGUCUAUGCGAUCCUAUUUUACGACCCUAUGAUAUAACUAUGGCUAUUAUAGAACACGAAACUAUAGGUCCUAUUACUGGUGUAUUGACCCUCUUUCUUUUUCUUGCUAAUCUUGUCGCAAUGGGCCUUGUCUUGACUUUAACUAUAUGGCAAAUGAGUCUUAUAACUAAAGGCCAAACAUGUGUUGAAGAAAAAAUCGAUAGAUCCAUCGUGAUUAAUCCUGCACAACAAAAACAAGAACGCCCGUAUGAUUUAGGAUGUAAACUAAAUUGGACCACAUUUUUUGAAACUAAUAGGAUUAGUGCACUUUUAAUUCGAUUAUUAAUUCCUUUUCCGUUUCAACCCACACACGAUGGUACACAAUGGAUAUCAAAAUAUAAUAAAUAG
Molecule: messenger RNA, 891 nt
Organism: Rotaria socialis
Lineage: Eukaryota; Metazoa; Rotifera; Eurotatoria; Philodinida; Philodinidae
Source: the annotation of a GenBank genome assembly